Messenger RNA from Anoplophora glabripennis (Asian longhorned beetle), 635 nucleotides. RefSeq names its product ubiquitin-like protein 4A. The record is from RefSeq and is a predicted model, not a curated record. Gene Ontology annotation, biological process: post-translational protein targeting to endoplasmic reticulum membrane. The coding region runs from base 77 to 463 and encodes 128 amino acids. The transcript has a single exon. Gene Ontology annotation, molecular function: protein binding. NCBI's taxonomy places the organism in Eukaryota, Metazoa, Arthropoda, Insecta, Coleoptera, Cerambycidae.
UUAAUGUCAAAUUCUGUCAAGUGUCAAGUAGCAAAUAAAUCAUCAAUAAAAAUAAAAUAGUUUUAAGUUUUCUAAAAUGAAAAUAACAGUGAAAAGUUUAAAAGGUGGAAGUAGUUUAAUUGAAAUUACAGAAAAAACGUCAAUUCUGGAGGUUAAGAAGCUCGUAGAAAAGGAUAUUAAUAUUCCAGCUCCACAACAAACUUUAGUCUUAUUUGGUAAAACAUUACAAGACGAUAAAUUGGUAGAAGAUUAUCCGAAAAUUAAGGAUGGCACUAAGUUGUAUGUUGCUAUUAAAAAGCCAGAAUCAUUAAACACAGUGCUAAAUAGGUUUCUACGAAAGUACUACUCCGAGGAUCAGUGCAAAUUAAUUGUAGACGAAUUUAUGAGGAACUUCCAAUCAAAAGUUGAUACUUUAAGUUUGGAUGACUUGGAACGAAUAGCAAAAUCAGAAUUGGGCGAAUAAGCAAUAUAAAUUUUAUAUUUUUAUAUUUGUUGCGGAUAAUAGGCUUUGUUUUGUAAUAUAACUGUAUUUUAAACAUUAAUUCUAGCAAAAUAUCUUUUUAAUGGACAAUUUUUGUAUAUUCAAAAUGUAUAAUUAGCAUUACAGUAGAUAAUAAUAAAUAAGUUUUACCGUU